AUGGGAGCUACCCCCUUCACUGAAAGAAUCCUGAGAGCAAAACUCCCUAAGGGAUUCGACAAGCCCACAGAUAUGAAGUACAACAGAACAAAAGAUCCCCAGGAACACCUAACGGCCUUUGAAGCCAGGAUGAACCUGGAUGGAGCCGCCGAUGCAGUCCGAUGCAGAGCCUUUCCGGUAACCCUAGCAGGACCUGCGAUAAAAUGGUUCAAUGCCCUUCCAAACGGGUCUAUAACCGGCUCUCACGAUAUCUCGAGAAAAUUUAUGGCCCAGUUCACUACCAGGAUCACCAAAGCCAAACACCCCAUUAGCUUGUUAGGAGUCACCCAAAAACAGGACGAAUCCACGAGGAAAUACCUGGACAGAUUCAACGACGAAUGCUUAACGAUCGACGGACUCACGGACUCAGUCGCAAGCCUUUGUCUGACCAAUGGGCUCAUGAAUGAGGAUUUCCGAAAGCAUCUCACCACCAAGCCAGUUUAG
Molecule: messenger RNA, 483 nt
Organism: Arachis ipaensis
Lineage: Eukaryota; Viridiplantae; Streptophyta; Magnoliopsida; Fabales; Fabaceae
Source: RefSeq, a predicted model, not a curated record